AUGAAGUGUGUGUACGGAGUCUCCUGCUAUCGCCAAAUAGAAGCUAAGUCCCUGAAGGUCAGACUGGCUGACGUCACCAGGGAGACGGUCUAGAAAAGUGUGUGUGUCUUCAGUCGAGUGCCUCUGUACAGUCUUUUCCAAGCUAAACUACAGCUCAUCACACACGCCUACUUUGAGGAGAAAGACUUCUCACAGAUAUCUAUAUUUAAGGAGUUGUAUGAACACAUAAACAGCUCUCUAAGAGGGAUGGCUGGUAUCCCAAGUGUUCCUGGGUAUGUCACUAUGAUUUAAUACUGCACUUUCUACACAAGGUUCUGAUCCUUUUCAAACGGAUUCUGCUGGAGAAGAAGGUUCUGUUCUACGUGUCUCCAGUCAACAAGCUAGUAGGAGCUCUGAUGACAGUACUGUCACUGUUCCCAGGUAUGAUAGAGCACGGCCUGGCUGACUCCUCCCACUACCAGCCCAAGAGCAGCGUCUCAGAGGAUAUCAGUCUGGUAGACUGUGUUGAGGGGCCGAGGUGUUCGUCUCUGUUUCCGUCACUGACAUCACCAAACGCUACCAUGGAGCUAGUGAAGGAGCAGGACCAGACCACCUCCACCAUGAAGGCCUCACAGAGGACAUCGCCUUCCCCAGAGACCUCCACCCCAGCUAGGGAGAACACCCACCUGAAGCCCCCCUCCCGGACCUCCCCGGACUCCUUGGAAAGCGACUGGGAGACACUGGACCCCAGUGUGCUGGAGGAAGGGACUAGAGACUCCGAGACAGGGGGUUUAGGUUUGGGAGGGUUCAGGGGGCCUGGAGCACCCAGAGACGUUUGACCUGGAGACAGGUAUCCCCAUCACGGUGCAACCUCGUGGCUUGUCAGCAGGGCCAGGGGGCCAGGGAGCCAUCACUCAGGGCUUGGUGUCUGUACUGGAAGAGGACUAG
This is a messenger RNA of Coregonus sp. 'balchen', 927 nucleotides long. The record is from the annotation of a GenBank genome assembly. NCBI's taxonomy places the organism in Eukaryota, Metazoa, Chordata, Actinopteri, Salmoniformes, Salmonidae.